CUUGAUAAACUUCCUCUGCCUCAUGGUGGUGGAUUUAAAUUCCAAACUUACCCUUUCUUAGUCAAGAGAGGAAAGGAAAAGGAAAGAAAAAAGGAAAAAGCAAGAGAAUUUGUUCAUCAUCAAUGAUCAUUUGUAUAUUCCCAUUACAAGAACAAUGAUGGUGACUUUUUAAAAAGAAAAAACAAAUAAAUCCAAAGGCACCGAUGUAUGGUCAAUUUAGCAACCGUUGUUGAGGGAACGACUCGGUCAGCCAAUAAGAUUAAACCACGCUACUAAGAAUACAAAGGCUUAAUUAUGUCGGGUCUACCAUAAGCUGUGUUUUGCUUUACCAAAGCAGAGCUACAUUAUCCGAGGCAAAGAAGCAGAGCAGAAGAAGAAGAAGGGGAGGCAGGCGAAAGAGUUAAAAGGGUGAAAAAUGGGUCUGCUUACAAACAGAGUAGAGAAAAAUGAGAUCAAACCAGGAGAUCAUAUUUAUACUUACAGAGCUGUUUUCGCCUAUUCUCACCAUGGUAUCUUUGUUGGUGGAAGCAAGGUGGUUCAUUUUAGACCUGAACGUAACUUAGAUUCCAGCAUUGAGACAUCUUCUGAUCUAUAUGAUCCUAUAUCCCCCGGAUCAUCUUGUCCAACUUUUCCUGAUUGUGGCUUCCGGCAGCCAAACAGUGGGGUAGUACUCUCAUGUCUGGAUUGCUUCCUUCGAAAUGGAUCUCUCUACUGCUUCGAAUAUGGGGUGACCCCAUCCGUUUUCCUUGCCAAAGUGCGUGGAGGCACAUGCUCCACAGCAGUGUCUGACCCUCCUGAAAUGGUUAUCCAUCGGGCCAUGUAUCUUCUUCAAAAUGGAUUUGGAAAUUAUGACAUAUUCCAGAAUAACUGUGAGGACUUUGCACUGUAUUGCAAAACUGGUCUUCUGAUUAUGGACAAUCUAGGGGUUGGAAGAAGUGGUCAGGCCUCUUCUAUUAUUGGUGCCCCCUUGGCCGCUCUUCUUUCUUCUCCACUAAAGUUGUUGAUGCCAAGUCCUGUAGGUGUAGCAACAGUUACAGCUGGGAUGUACUGCAUGAGCAGGUUUGCAACAGAUAUAGGUGUUCGAAGUGAUGUGACCAAGGUGGCAGUCGAGGAUUUGGCUGUGAACCAAGGCUGGGCGGGGCAUCAUGAUGAAGCAGCAGAAGAAAAUGAGGCUUCUAACAGACAACUUGUGACAUUGUGACAUGAUGUGAAUUUCUUGUGCAUGGGAUGCUGCUGGGUACAUACUUCAUUUUCCAGCACAAUAAAUCAUUAGCUGAGAUCUUGAUUGAACUCAUAAUGUGAUUCUCUCCUCCAAGUCUCUCUCUGCUCAUAACUUUUAUCAUUUUUUUAGACUACUUUCUAGCUGUUUAAAUUGUGUUGUAUUCAGAAAGAACUCGAACUAAAGAUUAAAUGAAGCCAGUGACGGUGGUUGCUUGUUAUUUAUUCUUUCAUACCUAAGGUGAGUAUGAGGUGUAUAAAAGUGUGCAAAUAAUGUUUUCCUAACAUAUAUAUAUUGAUUCUAGUAUCUUUCAUACUUAGGCAUUUUGAAUUGAAAUUAAGUUGAUGGUAUUGGAGAUAAAGCAAUCAAUU
Messenger RNA from Durio zibethinus, 1590 nucleotides. RefSeq names its product protein LEAD-SENSITIVE 1-like. The record is from RefSeq and is a predicted model, not a curated record. NCBI's taxonomy places the organism in Eukaryota, Viridiplantae, Streptophyta, Magnoliopsida, Malvales, Malvaceae.